AUCACUGUAAGUGCUGGAUUGGAGUGCUCGAGUUGCUUUUGGAGGAUUGAUGAAUGCGUCCUGGAAUUUCCUAUUUACUAAACACUCUGUGCUCCACUGCCAUGCCUGAGCCCUUGUUAAAAAUUUCCAGGGGAUCACAGCCAACCGUGAGGCCCUUGCAAGGCGGAGGAGGACGGCUUUACGCAAAGUAGUUGAGUAAUGCAAUGUGGGAGGGGUGUGUUUGAGGUGUGUGUGUUUUUGCGUGUUUGUGAACAUGCUCGUAUGUGCAAGUGAGUGAGUGUGUGAGAGAUGGGAGUUUUGCAAACAGGUGCCAAAGAUUGGAGCAGUAGUUUGCUGUGAGAGAGAUGCUGCCUGGACUUAUUGAUUGUGAGCUUCUGCAACACAAACACACACACACAACAUAUACUUCCCCCAGUGCAUGUUCAGUAAAUAUAUCUAUCAUUGCCAACUGUAGGGGUUUGGACUGUAUAAUAAACCCCCAUGUAUGCAUGUAGAGAGAGAUACUAGUGUCAGCCCUAUAGGGGGCGAUGUAGAGCUGUAGAACAAGACAGGAACAUGCUCAGAGUUGUGAAAUUCUGGUAACUUUUCCAAAAUUCACAAGUUUUCUCCAAAUCCUGGUUGGAAGAUUCCUGGAUUCAGGAGGGAAUAAGGAGGAAUUCUGGGAGUCGUUCAACCGGAGAUUUCUGAAAAACCUGGGAUUUUUGGGGAAACUUUCCAAACAUAGACAUUUUACUGAACAUUUAGUAGGCCCCUAUAUCCAGUACAUGCCAAAGUACAGUAGAGAUGCACCUUUAAGUUAGUAUAAUCCAAUUCAAGUGACCAACCACACUGAAUUCCCAACAUUGAAUUUGCAAAUAUUUAUUACUAUUAUUUUGAUAAUAUAUAAUAUAUGCCAUUUAGCAGACGCUUUUAUCCAAAGCGACUUAGUCAUGCAGGCAUACAUUUUAACAUUUUAACAUUUUACACCAAUUGUUGAGAAGGUCUGCGUGUAUGUUUGUGUUGUAGAAGCAAAAUGGCCUUCUGAAGUUACUGUAAUAGAGUCCUAUUAGAACUGUAAUUAUGGCCCAAACAUUCAUCCAGUAGUAUUUGAAUUGAUCAUGUUGUUAGGGAUAUAGACAGUGUGUGUACUGCUUUUGACUUCAGCCGCCUCUCCUUUGGACCCUGCUACUGUGCUGGGCCGGGUGAUAGAGGGAUGGACAGAUACACAGAGAUGGGAUGGACAUUAGAGAUGGAGGGACACAGUAAGGAAGAGAGGAGUAAGGGCGGAGAGGAGGCAGAAGGGGUUUUCCCUGGAAGACCAACUUGAUUAGCAGCGUAUUAGAUGGUGAUGGAGGUAGAUGUAGAGAGAAGACUUGAAGUUAUGUGUUCAAUGUGCUGUGGAAUCAGUUAUAGGGGCCUCCCGAGUGGUGCAGUGGUCUAAUCUGGGAAUCUGGGUUCGAGUCCAGGUUCUGUCGCAGCCGGCAGCCACAGGGAGACCCAUGGGGCGGCACACAAUUGGCCCAGCGUCGUUCGGGUUAGGAGAGGGUUUGGCUGGCAUCGAUGUCCUUGUCCCAUCACGCACUAGCGUCUCCUGUUGCGGGCUGGGCGCAAUGCUCGCUGACACGGUCGUCGGGUGUACAGUGUUUCCUCCGAUGCAUUGGUGCGGCUGGUUUCUGGGUUAAAUGGGCAUUGUGUCAAGAAGCAGUGUGCCUUGGCUGGGUUGUGUUUUGGAGGAUGCACGGAUCUCGACCUUCACCUCUCCCAAGUCCAUACGGGAUUUGCAGCGAUGAGACAAGAUUGUAAACUACCAAUUGGAUACCAUGAAAUUGGGGAGAAAAAAAGGUUUAAAAAAAAUCUAUAUAAUAAAAUAAAGAAUCAGUUAUAGACACAAUCAGUCAGACCCAUACAUGCUCUGAUACUCACAUUGCGUGGGAGCCCAGUGCAGUAACAAUGGUCACACAGGAGAACGGUCAUCACGUGUGUGAUGUGACUGGAGUCGACUUCCUGACUAUAGGGCUAGUAGCUUCUCCAUAAAGAAAGGAGGGACACACAGUAUUAUAUGCUGUAUGAUACGUUUUUCGUCCGAUACAAAGGUUAUAUUCUUUAAUGGUAGCAAUACCAUUUUUGUGCAUAUUUUUCUUCAGGAGUUGAUUGUAAUUAUUGUUAUUAUUUUGAUGAUUUAGACUAGUGGCAUUGAACUGUUAACUGGGAAACGGGACCAAAGAGAGACCCAUGUACCUGUAGAUCCUCAUAUGAGCUGUUUAUACUGUCCCACUGCUUACUACUAUAGGAGAAAGUCACUUCAUGCUGAUUGGAGAGUGAUGCCUACAGUAAGCAGCCGUGGCUCUCUGCUUCUCCUGCAUCCAAACUCCAGCGUCACAUGUAGAGAAAACAACACAGUGGGUAGAAACGUAGAGGAGAGAUAAUGAUAUCUAAGCUUGUAUGAAGACUGUAUUGUGAUACAUCCAUCCAUGCUGCUGCCCCAGACUAAUGAACAAGAUUUAACUGGACACUUCACAAUCACACUGCCGUUCAAAUCCUCUCUUCAUUACUACCAUGUGUGAGCAGGGCUGCACUGUGUUGUUAUAGACAUGACUCACCUAGCGUCACUUUGAUAUUGACUGCACCACGUUUAGGGACAGCAUGGGGUGGCGGUACAGUACAGUAAGAUACAGAAGGAUACUGAGAUGAGACUCAUCAUUACUGAUUUAAGCUACUGUUUCGAUAGACCACUUCUGGAAUGAAGAGAAGCGGGUCUGGGGAGUUCGGAUGCAGGAAUUGCAGGCGCGACUAGUCGUCACUCUCACCAGUGUUGGAAUGACAGUUAUCGUUCACGAUCACUUUUGAAUUAUGCAUUCUCGUUGUGGCCAUAGCAACCGUUCCCUUACACCCUCCCCCAAAUAUGUAAUUAUGCAAAUGUUAUUGAUAGUUCCUCUAAGAAGCAGAGGGCGUAGUUACAAGUUGUGUUGAAACUUCAUUGCCUUUUUUUCUUUCACCCCCCACCCCUUUAUUUUCUCGUGUUCCCCUCUUCAUCACCAAGUCCACAAUAAUAGUCUCCAUCUCUCCUUCAUCCUGUCUUCCUUCUAGAAGUCGUAGAAAUGUAGUCCUUACUUCCUUACUACUCUCAUCAUUUUAUUUCUGUUUCAUUUGCUUAAAUGGGUCGGAAGGUUUUGUUUUUGGUGAUGUUUUGUUGAGAGGAACAUAUGUAAUUAUGUACUAAUUUGGCAACAAUGGGAGAAAGAGGAAGAGACUUGGAUAGCUUUUGUUUGCUCAGAGACCCCAUAUGUGAGACAACUCACUUGUAUUAUACAAUACUAGAUGGCAACAAGAUGAGGUUAAAGAGAUUAUCUCUAACUUGGGCUUUUUCACCAUUGAAGCACAGUAAUGAGCAGGUUAAAUCCUGUUAUACCAGCUUAGGUUAAUACCUCCACUGCCACUGUAGUACUUGGCAAACGUGUGCUUACAAUCCUCUCUCUCUGUCUUCCCUUUGCAUCCCCUCAUGUAUCCUAUUUACAAAUACAUAGUGGUCUAGUUUUAUAUGUUUUUAUAGAGAAGGGUGCCUUGUUCUGACGAUCAAGCUUUUCCCCAAAGGGCUCUUUAGUAAACAAACACUGUUGGUUGGGGAGAUGUUUGGCUGUUAAGGUAGAAGAACCAUGAAAUGAACGUAGAAAGAGUUGGGUGACCAACAUCAAGUCUCCUGUUUAAUGUACAAUUACAGUGAAAUGCCUUUCUUGCAAUCUCUAAAGCAGCAUGCAUUCUAGGUCUGGCCAGGAGGUUUUCCUAGUCAGGUCACAUGGUCCGGAAACCCCCCUGGCCUUACUUCUAGGUAAUCCAAGGUUUCAGAUAGGUGGUUUGUGGUGGAUUGACUGUAGGGUGGCUGUGUAAGUCCUGCAGUGUCCCCUGUAACUAUGCUAUCUCAGUAUGUAUGUUACAAAGUGUAUUGUGUGUGUUCACCUCAGCGACCACAAGGUUUGACCAGCGCCAUGUUUGCUCCAGCUAGCCAGCGCUUUGUAUAGAAUAGGGUCUGGUCUGUCGCACAUGCAUCCGCCACAUGUAUAUCUAUAAACAAAUGAAUAUGCAAGAUCUAUACUGUGUAUUUUGGCUUUGAUUUCAUUGUGUAAGAGUUUUUAAUUGUAUACUUCAGAAGAAAUUAGGUACGUUUUUUUUAAUUGUAUUUUUUUUUUUAAAUAAAUGGGGGUAAAAAACUAACAUUUUUUGGGUCUUUUACUGUUUUGAGUUCAAGAACACUGCAGUCACUUAAGCAUAUCCUGACACCGAGAGACCAAUAAAAGAGGAAGGAAGGUUUAUUCACAAGACAACUGGGUAGAAGUGUAUAGCUCUGUUGAAAGGCACAACACUCAAAAUAACAUUGGACCAAAAUACUUUUUUUAUAAAAGGCCUUUUAUUUUCUGCAACGACUGGCAACCAAUAUAAAACAGUGAAGAAGAUGGUGGCCGUGACAUUCUUGUUCCUCUGCUUCUGGGCUGUAGGUGUCCACGUUGACCUCAGCCGUAUCCAGCUUACUCUGGAGCCAGACAGGCCCUCUCUGAGGGUGCAGCUCUCUCACACCGCCCACCUGCGCUGCUGCUUCUCAGCCACAAGGGGAGCCGUGGAAACCACCUGGUUCAUCAGCAUCCAGACGGUCAACGGCACGUCUGCCCCGCAGGGAGUGGACCAGAGAGACAACCAUGUGACAGUGGAUGGGGGGAACCUGACUGCGGCAGGGGUCAUGUGUCACACACUCAUCCUGAGGGAGGCCCGUCUGAACGACUCAGGGUUGUACCAGUGUUUUCUCAACCACAGCGCCCUGCAGCACUCUGUGUACACCCACGGCACCUUCCUGCAGGUCUACAGGCCGAUGGUGAAGAUUCUGGACAUCAGUGAAAGCACCAAGAACAGCAUCCUGACUGCUGAGGCAAUGUUACUGAUGGUGGCAGUGCUUCUGCAUGGUACCAUGAUGCUCUGUAAGACGAAGAAACUCAACCAACUGAAGAAGAAAAGGGUCAAAGAGGAAGAGGAGAAUAUCUAUGAGGGUCUAAAUCUGGAGGAAUGCUGCUCCACAUAUGAUCAGAUCCAGCGCUCUCUGGUGCAGGGCCCCUACCAAGAUGUGGGAAACAUGAUUAUGGAGGAGGAGGAAAUCCAACUGGAGAAGCCUUGAAUGAGAGGGGGGAGGAAGAGAGGGCGGGAGAAGAGUAAUUUAAUAGAACAGAGUUGUGGUGAGGGUUUUGAUAUGAAUUUUCUUCAAAACUGCCCCCCCCCCACACACACACACACACUUAUGUUUGAAUUUAUAGAGGUGACCUGCGUUUUCCUUGCAGCCUUUGCCUAUAUUUGAAUCUAAUUUCUUAGUGGACCAAAAAGGCAGUAACCUACAAUGUCAGAGGGAAUUUUGCUUUCAAUUUAGCCUUUCAUUACAAAUGCCAAUACCUAAACACUUUAUAUUCAUAAAAUAUAUAUUUUUUCUGCAUGUUUGUAUUUUCUAUGCUUUUGUGUAUGCAUUGGCCAAAUGUUUUUUUCCCUCCAAUCUCCAUAAUUCAAGGCCUGAAUUGUGCUUAGUAAAUAAAAUUAUAAAACUGA
Messenger RNA from Oncorhynchus kisutch (coho salmon), 5556 nucleotides. Its product is annotated as B-cell antigen receptor complex-associated protein alpha chain-like. NCBI's taxonomy places the organism in Eukaryota, Metazoa, Chordata, Actinopteri, Salmoniformes, Salmonidae. The transcript is spliced from 5 exons. The record is from RefSeq and is a predicted model, not a curated record. Bases 4427 to 5137 code for a protein of 236 amino acids. Gene Ontology annotation, cellular component: external side of plasma membrane; B cell receptor complex. Gene Ontology annotation, biological process: B cell receptor signaling pathway; B cell differentiation.